AUGAAUAAGAGGGUGUAUUGUGGAGACUGCGAGAAGAGUUGGUCCAGAAAGGCUGGUUUUGAUGAGCAUUUUAAGCUAACCCAGAUAAAGAGUGGUGAUCGUGGCGGUGCUCUUAUUAAAAACCCAUGUUGUGAACGGAAAAGAAAAGUUUGGAGUUACACGUUAGAAGAGGCCCGAGCCAGCAAGAAACAGAAUUCACAGACUGUGAAUAUAAAAUAGUCACAGGAUUUGACUCGCUUGAGGGCUUUUGGGCUAACUGCAAAAUUUUUUUGGCUACCUGCAAAAAAACUAAAUAUACAGGCAUGCCCAACGGAGAACACAUUCUUUUGUAUAAUCGGAACUUGCCUGCCAGCAAAAUAGGCAUAAACAGGACAUGGGGUUCAAACUGUCCAGUUUACUAAUCAUUGCAAACUAAUCUUAUGCAGGAAGAAUCUGGUAUAACUCUGAAUACAGUCGACAGUGUUGAGGGAUUUGUGACGGAAAUCAACAACGGCCAUUGGGAUACAGUGCUUCAAGCUGUACGUCAACCUCUGAAAUUACCUGACAAAACUCUUAUUGAGCUUUAUGAACAGGUAGGAAAAACUCAGUUUGAAAACUCAACAUCGGUUGAAUAGGUUUUCAAAAAACAAUUCAACCAAUGUUGGUCUGGGAACAAACCUGAAAAAAAUGAAAAGCAGGGAAAAAAUCAGAAGAAAAAAACUGUUCGAAAACUCGGUAAUAUUGAAAAAAAAUGUUAAUAAUUCCACAUACCGUAAACCUCCGACUAUAAGCCCCUACCCCCCGAAUAUAAGCCCACCACAUACUAACGCUCACCUCAUUCCAAAUAUAAGCCCCCCCCCCACCGAAUAUAAGUCCCCUGAAUAUAAGCCCAGUGGCCCACUACGUUAUUCAGCAUUGACAGUGUCUUUUAAUAUAGCAGAGAACAAUAUUUAAAAACAUUGUGAUUGUCUUUAUAGCUUACUACGUUAAUCAAUGCGUGUUAUUAAUACAUGUUUAUUUUCCUGUUUAUGACCGACUUGUUUAUUACUAACACAAAAGAUCGUCCAUGUAUUAGCCCCUCCCCAUAUAUAAGCCCCCCCCCCUUGCAUAAGGCCAUCAAAAAUCGCCCAGGGCUCAUACUGUAGUCGGAGAUUUACAGUAUUUGUGCACAUGCUUGAUUAGUUGAAGAGAAGGCAGAUGUCUGUGAAGACAUGUAGAUACCAAAAAAGUUUUUUCUGUUUUUUUUUCCCUGAACCAAAUGAAAGUAUUUAAUACCUGAAAUUAUUUAACUGAAUGGAAAUUAAUUUCUCUCCCAAAUAAGAGGGCAGAACGAAAUUAGAUAAUAUUUCAUCUAUUAUUGAGUACAUUUUGUUUUUCCAACCGUGAAAGAACGACACUUGACAGCCUAAUGGCUAAUGUUGCAUGCUUCAUUCAGAUUGUGCUUGAAUUAAUUGAGCUUCGUGAACUUGGUGCUGCCAGAUCAUUACUUCGUCAGACAGAUCCAAUGAUUAUAUUAAAGUCGCAACAACCUGAUAGAUACCUACAUUUGGAAAACUUACUGGCAAGAUCUUAUUUUGAUCCAAGGGAGGUGAGUGGCCAUGAAUGUUAUUGUGGAAUUUAUAGCUACGGAUAGGUGAAUGUGACUACCACAGUUUGCUGCAAGGCCAUUGUCAAGGAACUGAAAAUGUAAAGAUUUAGUUCAUUUAAGUUGUGCUGUUUUUCUCGCAGGCAUACCCUGAGGGAAGUAGUAAAGAACGAAGAAGAGCCGCAAUUGCCCAAGGUAUUGCCUUAGAAAGUUACUAGGAAAUUAAUCCGUAGAAACCGAUAAUCUGCAACUUUCAGGCAGACGACCUCGUUCCCAGGCUCUUUGCUCUUGUCAAGCAAAGACCCUGGUCGGGGCUGGUCACGUGACCCCGCAGAUUCUGCGUGGUAAAUCGAAUUGAUCUCAGGGAGGGGUGGUAGAGGAGUCUGUUUGUUACGUUUGGAAAAUUGCAAUUUUAUGUGUUAUAGUUUCGGGUGAUAAAAAUGUAAUUUGCAACAAGAAAUCGUGAAAGGAAUAGUUUUAAUUCGUAUUCAUCAUGACACAACUUCCUGCUAUACUGAAUGUCAUCAAUAAUAAGUGUUGCGGUACAUUUCAAGCGACAAGCUGGAUCAUAUUUCACUUCCAAGGACUCCACACGCGCCUGGCUUGCGAAGUUGAGCACGCAUCGCCGUAGAAACAUAUAAGUCUUCCCAAUUCUAUACCGACUGACGAUCAAACGAUACUAAAUGAACGAUAUGGUUGUUUAUUGUUGAAGUGUCUCCUGUCCGAUAUUCAACAAAGCCAACGGAUUUAUUUUAUAAUGGAAGAUUUCCCAAACAUCGCUAACUGUGUGUGUAAACAAUAGUGCUAUCUUGACUGUGAAACACGAUUAAAACCGUUAUGGACUGUAAAAUUCCUUUCAUUUGCAUUGCUGAAACUCAACGAUCAAGAAUGAUUAUGUCGAAGACUCGAAGUAUAGCUAUCUGUCAUCAGACGAACACCAAGACCACUGCGUUUCCGUGCGUGCGGUACAUAUAACUUGAAUAUUUAGGACGAUAUAUGCACCAGAUUGCACCAGACACUGGUAUUGUACUUCAUAGUAAAUUAUUUCAUAUUUUGUGUAUUACAGUAAUUUACAGCAGGUACAUUAUAAACCUUAUAAAGACCUUUCAUUCCCAUUGCCCAUUCAGUAGUGCUUUAUAUUUGAAGAAUAACCCGACAGCUUCUUUCGACUUGUAUAAUGCUGCUGUGCGUCAGUCAAUAUUUAAAUCAACUUUAAAUAAUCUUUAUCCUAUACUGUAUAAAUGACAUUUUAGCAGUUUCACCAAACCAUACUAGAGGCAAACAACCUAUCUAUCAAUGGAAACUUUAAAUGGCUUAUUAAAACUCAUUAAUUAAGUAAUUCUAUGAGCUGGACUUCGUGCGCAUAUAUACAGUUUAUGAACUAUGUAUAUAUAUCCCUGAUAAAACGUAGGGACACUUUAUACCAGAUAUAAUAAAAAAUACUUUGCUAAACCUUUUCGGCUAUCAUUCCCUUGCAUUCAAGGGGCGAGGGUGAAUGGCUGUAUAAUUCAUAUCGGAGAUUCUGUGCAAUAUGAUUUAGUGAUUUUGGCUUCAACAAACAGGUACUCGUGCAGACAAAAAAGGAAAUGCAUACAGUUGUGAAUUGUCGUAUAAUUCUUUACUGUUGAUCCCAAACAAUUUUGUACAUGUACGUUAACACUCCUUCCUACUUUGUGUUGAAUAUAAACGAUGAUAACCUUUUUAAAAAAAUCUAGAGCACUAUGUCUAUAAACCGUUUUAGAAUCAAUAGAAUGGGCAUUCAAUGUCUAUUUGGCUAGUGUCCAAAUAUGUAACGUUUGCUGUAGGACCAGCAAGGCGUAGCGCCUACGACCUACACAGUCGCUUUUGAGACCUCUAUUUAACAAAAUGUAUACCGUUUCCAUAUGAUAACAAUGCAAUGGCACAUAAGAACAUUAUACGUAUCUGAACCAGAGCCAAAGAACAAUAAAAGGGCAAAUAUUUCCAAGCAUUACGAUCAUACGUUUUCGUUGCUUGAUUUUCUGACUUGUUAGUUGCUAUAAGAAUCUACAGUUUAGCAUGUUUGUAUAAUUUAAAAGCAAACAGAAACCAAUUUAGCAAGUAUUUUGAAGUAUAUAUGAUUCUCAAAGAUGAUUGUAUAGAACGGUCACUCCUUGCAAUUGAAGUGUGAGGUGCGGAAGUGGAAACAUGUAAUUUGAUACUUUUCCAUCCCCCUCUUAGGUUAUCAAUUUUCUAUGGGUCACGUGACCAGCCCCGACCAGGGUCUUUGCUUCACAAGAGCAAAGAGCCUGGGAACGAGGUUGUCAGGCAGAUCGGUUAUCGGCUAAUCACAUUGACAUAUAUUACCAUGUACCGGCCGUCCAAUAAAUAUAAUUCUGGCUUUUACUUGUGAUAUUUACUCUUCUUUGUCAAGAAAAACUAUGUGGGUUUGUCAAACAGAUUCUCUUUCAUAAAGGAACUGUCAGAUCUACUUACGCUGUUAGUCAUUUACCCGGAUACUUUUCCGAAAUAAAUUGAUUACCACUGUAAAUUGAGUCAAUCUCUUCCUCGACUAUCGUAACGACAUUUCUGUUACUGGCCUGUUAACUUUUGUAAUAUUUUGCUAGCAUUUUGCCCCAAUUUUGAGUGUUGAAAAUUCCUGUUAACAAAUAUCGGUAACCACAGAUAAAUCGGUUUCCUUUACUUCCCAGCUUUAUCCGGUGAGGUGUCGGUGGUUCCACCAUCUCGCGUGCUAGCUCUGCUCGGUCAGGCAUUGAAAUGGCAACAGUAUCAAGGACUACUACCUCCUGGUACUUCCAUUCAUGUGUUCCGAGGCAAGGCAGCUGUACGCGACGAGGAAGAGGAAAAAUAUCCAACACAUCUCAAUAAAACUGUCAAGGUAAUUAUGGAUUUGGCAAAUUUAAAAUUGAUUAUGCAUAUGACCAAUGUUAAAUUGGUUACAGAUAUGACCGAUUUUUAUUGGUUAUUUUGGGUCAUUCAACAUUGAGUGACCAAAAGAAAUUAAAUUUACCAUUUGAAAUUGGUUGAAAAUGCAACCAAUUAUGUAUUGGUCGGAAUGACCAAUACUGAAUUGGACAUUUUAACCAAUUUGUUUUUAUUGUGUAUGCUGUAUUUUUGUUUUGUAAGGUUAUGGACAGUGGCAAUAACACACCCUUCCGGAAAGGACCCCUCGCUCAUUUGGGUACAGUACACCCCUGAUCUUGUGAACAUUUAUAGAAUAUUUCUCUAUACAUAAAUGUCAUAGUUUGGUUCGAAAUCCCAUCCAGAAUGUGGUUUGUUCUCGCCCGAUGGACAGUACUUGGUGACUGGUAGUGUCGACGGUUUUAUCGAGGUCUGGAAUUUUACGACGGGAAAAAUAAGAAAAGACUUGAAAUAUCAAGCACAGGUAGGUCCAGGGUAAAUGAACAAAUAAUAGAGAGUUUAAGCUUCGCGUUAUACGUCAAACGGCAAACGCCAGACAAAGAAAAAUUUUACGGUAUCAGGCAAUAAAGAGUAAAUGAACUUGCUGUUUUAAAACUGCAAUGCAUGAUUAUUCUUUCGACACAGGAAAGAAAAUAUGAAACGAAAACGUUCAACGAAAAUUUUGCCAAGAAAGUUCGAACCUGCCGUUUGGCGUUCCCGAAAACGCGAACUUAAUGGCUUCCUGAAUCUUUCUUUUGAUUGGACGAGCUUUAGUUUGAUUAGAUUUUUCUUUUUGUUUUGCAAUGCAAUUGGUUAGUGUUCUCUAAGUGACCCCACUUACUGUAGACGCACUGUAAACCAAUAUUACUGCAAAUUGGAUUUAUGAAAAUGAGUAAACAGAAUGACCAAUUUUGGUAAUUUUUAUUCAGGAUAACUUCAUGAUGAUGGAGGAUGCAGUGUUGUGUCUGACAUUCAGUCGAGAUAGUGAAAUGUUAGCCUCUGGUGGGCAGGAUGGAAAAAUCAAG
Paramuricea clavata is the source of this 5469-nucleotide messenger RNA. NCBI's taxonomy places the organism in Eukaryota, Metazoa, Cnidaria, Anthozoa, Malacalcyonacea, Plexauridae. The record is from the annotation of a GenBank genome assembly.